Molecule: messenger RNA, 927 nt
Organism: Aureobasidium namibiae CBS 147.97
Lineage: Eukaryota; Fungi; Ascomycota; Dothideomycetes; Dothideales; Saccotheciaceae
Product: RNA polymerase II subunit A C-terminal domain phosphatase SSU72
Exons: 2
Coding region: 1-927 (308 amino acids)
Biological process (GO): termination of RNA polymerase II transcription
Cellular component (GO): nucleus; mRNA cleavage and polyadenylation specificity factor complex
Molecular function (GO): RNA polymerase II CTD heptapeptide repeat phosphatase activity
Source: RefSeq, a predicted model, not a curated record
AUGUCUGCCGAUCCUCGGAGACGACCGGCGCCUGCUCAGUCUGCACCUCCACCACCACCUCCACCGCCUCCUCCUCCAGCCGACGCUCAACCAGACUCAUCUGUACAGAGGGUGGACGGCGUCAGUGAUCAAAACACAGCACAAGAGGCCAAAGCUGAGGAGAGCUUCAAGCUGCGCUUCUGCACCGUAUGUGCCAGUAACAACAACAGAUCGAUGGAAGCACAUCUACGCCUCGCCGGCAGCGCCCAACAAUAUCCCACCAUCUCCUUCGGCACUGGCUCGCUAGUCCGUCUGCCUGGCCCUUCAAUCACACAGCCAAACAUCUACAACUUCAACAACACCUCAUACGACAGCAUGUACCGCGAGCUUGAAGGCAAAGACGCUCGUCUCUACCGCGCAAACGGUAUCCUACCCAUGCUCGAUCGCAACAGAAACAUCAAAUGGGGUCCUGAACGUUGGCAAGAUUGGAGGAUUGGAUACCCGCGUGUAGGCAAGAGAUACGCCAACGCACCCAUUCCUGGCGACCCUGUCUACACCAAUGACAUGGGCGCCCAAGGUACAGAGUCAGGCACAGUGGACAUCGUCAUAACCUGCGAAGACCGCUGCUGGGAAGCCGUUGUUGAUGAUCUACUAUCACGAGGAAGUCCGCUCAAUCGCCCUGUCCACGUCUUCAACGUCGAUAUUAAGGAUAAUCACGAAGAAUCUUUGGUCGGCGGCAGGGCUAUUCUUGAGCUUGCUGAUGAGCUGAAUGCUGCUGCACAAGACGAGAGGAAGAUCCACGCUGAGAAGACGGGCAGUACUGAAGGCUUCGAUGCUGCUACUGGAGGUUCAAGAGACGGGUUUGAUGCAAGGGUUCCCAUCAUCUUAGGAGAGUGGCAGGAAAGAUGGCCCCAUCAUCCUGCUCUGUGGACUCUAGCUUGGUUCUAG